GUGACUCAGUGAAGAGUGAAUGUUGUCAGCAGUGUUGCUGAGUAUAUGAUUGCAGAGAAUAAGAUCACUAGGUUAGGGUUAAUGGGACAAUGCCCGAGGGAGGGCACUGUCUGUUAGUUUACAGCUGGGCUACUUUGUAGCCUAUCAGAGUGUUUUCUCUGAGGGGCUGGAUCAGUUCUGCUGUCCUAUUGGUGCAAACAUGAACGCCUUCGCCAAUGAUAGGCGCAAGUUUCGAUAACAACACAGGAGAAGCAACUCGAAGCAGAGUAAUCAUGAAGACUAAACAAGGACAACACACCGAGCCCAGCUUCUUCUCAGGAAUUCAGCUCUUCUAUGAAAAACCUUAUAUGUGCAGAUGCCAGCAUUUUACCACUUCCAGUUCAGACCGACUUUGGCAUUCUCUCCUUAUAGUGCCUAGUCACUAAUUCAGAUGAUGGGCAUGAUAACCAGGCAACUUGCAUUUUCAGAAAGGAGCCAGAUAUGGCAUAUUUCGCCAAACACAGUCUGUUUACCCUCAAGCCGCCCAUGCCCCAUGGAUACGUGAAGGAGACUUGGCUGUGGGAAAUGAAUGGGCAGACUUCAUUGGCAGAACUGUCCGAGUGCCAUCGAGAAGUUUACUUCCACACUGACCCCGUUCUGGAGAGCAGUGGCACCGCCGGAGUACGGGGGGACACAGGCUUCCUACAAGGUGAACAUUACUGGGAGGUAGAGUUCCUGGAACCACCCUCUGGACUGUCUGUUAUGGUUGGUGUUGGGACUGGCAGAGCUGCACUGCAUGCUGGGAGUUACCAGUAUGUUAACUUAUUGGGAAUGGACUCAGAGAGUUGGGGCUUGUCCUAUAAGGGCACAGUGUGGCACAAUGGCAUCAGCAAACAGUACACAGAACCGUUCUACGAAGAAGGCACUGUGAUUGGUGUACACCUAAACAUGGAGGAAGGGACGCUGACUUUUUACAGGGACAGACAGAGUCUAGGCGUGGCCUUCACAGGGUUAUACAAGGUCCAGCACCCCUUGUAUCCAAUGGUCUCUUCUACCAGCCCAGGAACCGAACUAGCACUAGGAUUGCGCUGCUGCAGUCUGCCCACUCUGGAGGAGCGAUGUCUCAGCACCCUGGCUCGGAAUUUGACACAAACAGACUCGGUCGAUCAGCUCCCUCUUCCUGCCAUUGUUAGAUGGAAGCUAAAAAGUUGGAACAGUUAAGAUGUCUUUAAGGCCUGAACUGUACCCAAAGAACUGCUGCUGUGUGAUGUGCCAGAGGUCAUGACAGAAUGCCCACGUUGUAAGCCAGGACAAGAUCUUUGUUUAAAACCGCGUUGAAAAUUCUUGAAAACCGCGUUGAAAAUGCAAAGAACAUUUCAAGAAAACAAUGGAGAAAAAGUAAAACACACUGGGGGGGGGGGCCUAUACUUGGCCUGUUAAAAGCAAACAACUGUUUCCGCCAUUACCCUGUUAGAGAUGAAUAAUAAGCACGCCUAGUCGCUGGAGGUGAUGGUUAUCCUGCACACCUGCUAAUUAGUUCCUCUUUAGUGGAAAAGAGGAAGAAAGACGUGGCUUCACGUGCACCACUAACACCUGCAGACUGAAUCAAGAGAGGAAUCAGGUCCCAGCAAAGCGACACUUUUAGGGUGGCCAUAAAUGCAUAAAUUGUCAUGGCCUUCAGAACAUCCUGAAUUGGAAUUAAAGUCCAACACCAGCUAUC
Rana temporaria (common frog) is the source of this 1699-nucleotide messenger RNA. RefSeq names its product SPRY domain-containing SOCS box protein 3-like. The record is from RefSeq and is a predicted model, not a curated record. Gene Ontology annotation, biological process: proteasome-mediated ubiquitin-dependent protein catabolic process. The coding region runs from base 481 to 1200 and encodes 239 amino acids. Gene Ontology annotation, cellular component: SCF ubiquitin ligase complex. Lineage: Eukaryota; Metazoa; Chordata; Amphibia; Anura; Ranidae. The transcript is spliced from 6 exons. Gene Ontology annotation, molecular function: protein binding.